Paramacrobiotus metropolitanus is the source of this 1603-nucleotide messenger RNA. RefSeq names its product spastin-like. The coding region runs from base 223 to 1305 and encodes 360 amino acids. The record is from RefSeq and is a predicted model, not a curated record. Gene Ontology annotation, molecular function: ATP binding; ATP hydrolysis activity. NCBI's taxonomy places the organism in Eukaryota, Metazoa, Tardigrada, Eutardigrada, Parachela, Macrobiotidae. The transcript is spliced from 7 exons.
GAUUUUAAUAGCCAUAGUAACGGAUUAUUAUUGUUACGAAAGUACUAAUACGCACAGCGAAAGUAUAAGCAGGCAUAUAGUAUGGAUAAAUCAACGCGUACUCUGUGUUACAAGAAUUGAUUCGAACUAGUCCGACCGUCUCUCCGCGUACUAUCAACUCGCCGUAAUCCGCAUCGCUACUUCAACUCGCUCCGUCGCGCCUCAUUCACUCUUUGAUACACCAUGAAUCUGCGUUCGCGCCGCACCAUCACGACCUCCCCGAAACGGGUGAUCAAGAAGCCGAAGAAGACGGUGAAAGCGGCCGCUAACGGGCGGCAUGCGGUGUUAGCCCGCGCCAUGGUCCCGCCGCCGCCGACGCCUAAAGUGGACUUCAAUGUGCUGCGACGUAAACUGGCUACGAAACUGCACAUGGACGCUCAUGUGAUCGACACAAUUCUGACGACCAUCAUGACCACGAUGCCCCGGGUGAAGUUUGAUGAUAUUAUCGGGCAAGAGGAGGCUGUCAAGGCCGUCAGGGAACGGGUCGUCUAUCCGGCGCUUAAUCCUGAGCUAUUUAAAGGCCAAAAGGUCCUGAAACCGCCGCGUGGUGUACUACUUUACGGUCCGACGGGAAACGGCAAGACCCUCCUAGCCAAAGCCUGCGCGGCCCAAUCCCAUUACAACUUUAUGAAUGUCAGCGCUUCAUCCUUAAUAUCCAAAUGGGUAGGCGACAGUGAAAAACUGGUCAAAUUACUCUUCGAAUGUGCUAAGGAAAUCCAGCCUACCAUAGUAUUUAUCGAUGAAAUCGAUGCUAUGCUAUCGCAACGCGUCGGCGCCGAGCGCGAAGACACCCGGCGGUUCAAGAAUGAGUUUCUCGUACACUUUGACGGGAUUAUGUGCUGCCAGGACGAUCGGGUGCUCAUACUGGGCGCCACGAAUAUUCCACAGUGCAUCGACAGCGCGGCACUCAGGCGGUUUGAUCUGCGCGUGUUUAUGGGUCCGCCUUCGUCCAAAGCCCGUGAACUGAUCCUGCGCACGAUCCUAAAAGAUAUUCGGAAUAAUUUCACCGAACCCGACAUUAGGAAGGUGGCUGGGUUGACCGAGGGUUAUUCGGCUAGCGAUUUGGGGAUCAUCGCCAGGAAUGCUGCAUGGCUGCCGUUGGGCACGAUUAAGCAGAGUUUAAUACCGCUGCUACAGAAAGAAGAGGUACCGGAAGUCACCGUCCACCAUUUCCUGCAGAUUGUGGAGAAGUUUGUCCCGUCGAACAGCGCCGAUGAUGUACAAGCGCUGAAAGACUGGGUUCACCAACACAAAUCCUGUACUUAAUGCACGCUGGAUUCGUUUUCGCUCUGGGAUUAUGGAUGGGUGUGGCGGCCGGGACGGAGCGAUGCUCGACGCUGGUGGUGCUUUAGUUUAUAUAUACAGAUGCUCUACUCUUGCUCUUCUUCGUACUCCCGACUUUCCUGGAUGACUUCAUGGUACUGAAAUUGUAUUAUUGCUUCUUGUGUAACGCGCUGUUGUUGGAGAGAUCAUGUUUGUCAAAUUGACUGGUUUAUGCCAAUCGUUUUUGGUUGGAUGGAUGAGUAAUCUAGUCGCACAAAUAAAUCAAAUUUUGUAAAAGAAC